Messenger RNA from Paramuricea clavata, 7228 nucleotides. The record is from the annotation of a GenBank genome assembly. Lineage: Eukaryota; Metazoa; Cnidaria; Anthozoa; Malacalcyonacea; Plexauridae.
GAUUUUCCAAAAUGGCGGACAGACUGCAAGAUAUUCGCACGAGAGUAACUUUACAAGAACAUGGUCUGAUCAACGUGAGUUUUAUUCUGAAGGCUAAAAUUUCUGCAUGCAUUUGAAGCAGUUUGCAUUGUUAGUUGCAGUAUACAAUUAUAUCUUCAGCAUUUAAAAUAAUAUUCUGCAAAUAAGCCAUUUUAUAUUUAUAAUCUACUGAAAUAGAAAUAUCUUGUACAUUGGUAAUAUUUGUAGAAAUUACAUAUGUUGUUAUGUUUAGUUUUGUUAUUUUAUUAAUGCAAGACUUUGGAAGGCUUAUUUUUGAAGCUCUAUUGCACAAAAUGAAUGUUGUUUUCAGACACAAAAUACUGCUUAUCCUGGAUCGUACCAUGGUUAUGACGACUCGUGGAAAUUUGACGAUUUUAAAAAGGUAAUGCAUGAAUGUUGAAAAAUAAUUCUGAAUGUUGAGCACUUUUGGAAUUAUUCUGUAGUAGGUAGCUGUGUUGAUAUUAAAGUAGGCAGCUGUGGGAACAACCUCGUGGAACGAGGUUGCUGUGGGAAGCGGUCUGGGGAAUCUUAAAUUCAUCCAAAUUAACCAGUGUAUAUUGAUUAGAUAACAACACAACUGAGCUCUGAAACCAAAUUAUAAUGUAUUACUACUUUCAUUCUUCAACAAGACAUCUUCAAGAUUUAAGAUUAGGAGAGCAGAAUAGACAAUUAAUUCCCAUUAUAGAGUAAUUUUAAAACUAUAGGCAAGGAGAUGCAAAUAAAUCACCACAGCCAGAAAGAGCAUAUACUAAAAUGAGGAAAAACUGUAAAAUUGCAAAGUUUGGUCACGAAAUGUUGUAAAAUGCGGAAAUUAUAGCCUUGCAAAGUUUGCAAAUUGUGUAUGCUUCUGUAUUGCAUGUGGAAAUUGCUACUGUUUUCAAGCCCAAAUGUGGUAGCAAUUUCUGCAUGCAAUACAAAAGUAUACAAAAUUUGCGAACGCUGUAUGUUCCGCAUUUUACAACAUUUUGCAACCAAAUUUUACUCAUUUUAGUAUGCUCUUUCCAGGAAUACACUUUUUUGAGAUAAAAAAGUCUACAAUGGGAAUUGUCUAUUGAUAUUUCACGCAGGGACGCAAUGUAUUUGGGGGGGGGUGGAUGAAUUCUUGCCCAACAAAAUGAUGUGGUCACCAAUCAAUCUGCUAUGAAAGUUGUGAAAAUUCAUCACACCCUUCUUACACCCACCCACCCCACCCCACCCCACCCACCCAGUCACUGUGUGAUAAAUAGUGUCUUGCUACUGUGGUAUUACUGAAAAUUUUGUUUCCACUGAAAUUCUUUCAGAACUUUAGGAUUGACAUUGUGAGCCUUACAGAAAAUGAAAUUGAGUUUGACAUGGUCGGUAUUGAUGCUUCAAUAGCCAAUGCUUUUAGAAGAAUUCUCUUGGCCGAGGUGCCUACCAUGGCAAUUGAAAAAAUUCAUAUCUUCAAUAAUACCACUAUUAUUCAAGAUGAGGUAGGAACAUCAGAUUAAACGUUUCACAUUACGUAGCAAGUCUGCCAACAAGCCGUCAACAAGUUGUGUUCGCAAUGCUUGUCCCAAGUUGUCAACAAGUAUGGAACAAGCUGUUAACAACUUGUAACAACCUCAUUGAUAUCAUCAGAUUUGUUGCAAGGUUGUUCCAACAAGUCCAAUACAGUCAUCAUAUAACAAUAUUGUUACAACCUUGUGUCGUCAACCUUGUAACAUUCUUGUUAUGUCAUGACUGUAUCAGAUUUGUUAGAACAACAUUGUAACAAGUCUGAUAAUGCCAUCAAGCUUGUUACAAGUUGUUAGCAGCUUGUUCCAAACUUGUCACAACAACUGGGAACAAGCAGUGCGAACACAACUUGUCGACAAGUUGUGAACAGAUUUGUAACAACUUGUUUGUAAACAAGUUGUAACAAGGUUGUUGUCAAGCCGAUAUCAGGAUGUGUUCGCACUGCUUGUUCCCAGUUGUGAACAAGUUUUCUGGAACAAGUUAUCAUGUUGUUCCAUGCAAGGUUGAUGACGGUAACAGGCUUGCUACAAGUUGUUCCAACAGGCUGUUUGUAACAAAUUGCUACGAGCUUUUUACCAUUGAUCAACUCGUUAACAACUUGCUAUAUGUGCAGGCAGUGUUAGACUUGUUUCUGUUGGCCUCAUCAGCAUUGUUAGAAGAUGAUAACAAUUGGUUCCGCACUUGUCAACAACUGGGAACAAUUAAACUGUGCAAACACAUGUUGUUGACAAGUUGUGAGAUUUCUGUACAUGUGUAUUGUGUACAGGACCGUGUUCUAUAACCUGUAAAAGCUAUUGCAAUGAAAUAAAGCUCAUUGCAUUCCGAAAAGACUGACUUAAAGAUUUUGAUCAUAAUGACUGCGCUAUUGAUGUUAUAAUUAUCGAAUGUAGUUAUUCUUGUUAAAUAAUAGAUAUUUUUAUUUUGAUUAUAUCUCGCUCAAUAUUGCAUGUAAAUUCAAGUGUUAUACAUCAAAUUCUAAGUUAACCCUUUCUGAAUGCAAUGAUCUGUAUUUCAUUUUGAUAGCUUUAUAGCAGGCCUUGAAUUUCCCCGUAAUCAAUCGACGGCAAUGGUGCUAAAAAUUGCCGUAGAACGUAACAGCUGUCUACGGCAAUUUUGGCAGUUUCCACAGCAUUUUUCAAAUUACUGUAAAAAACUUUAAUUUUAUUGUUACUUUGGUUUUUGACAAGCUAGAAACAUGUCUACGUAUUUCUUUAGUGUUUGUUUUUUUUGAAAAGAAAACUGAGACUAAAACGCAUUAUUUGCAUGCUCGACAUCUGAAUUCAAGUAUCAAAAAUUCAAAAUAGUAAUGCACAGUGAAUAGUAUAAAAAUUGCACUAUACGGCAAAAAAUUGCCGUCGUUGCCACAAUGAUCCACGGCAUUUUGUUCUCCCUCUACGGCAAUUGCCGCGAUUGCGACUUAACAACCAUGCAGAUGUUAAUUAAGUUUAUAAUUAUAAUAAAUAAUAACAAAUAAAAAAGAGAGAAAAUCCAACACAACUUCUGUACAUCUUGCACAGGUAUUAGUUCACAGACUUGGUCUAAUUCCUAUCUUCGCUGAUCCAAGAAUGUUCAAUUUCAAAACUUCAGAAGAUGAAGAAUCGACAGAAGAUAACGUCAUUGAGCUGGAACUCAAAGUGAAAUGUACUCGAAAUCCUCACGCGUCAAAAGAGGCGGCUGAUCCCGAUGACCUCUAUAUAAACCACAAAGGUGGGAUUCUUUUCAAUGAUAUGCUUUCGAAAUCCAAAAAGACCGUCUUGAAAAUUAUUAGUUGAUCAAAUACUACAGUAAGCGUUUGCAAAAACGUCCUUUAAAAAUUCUUGUAACCUUGCCACUGAAAGGUUAUAAGUUGUUUUUUUUUCUGAAUAAAUUUCCAGUUCACCUAAAAUGUUCUGACUGGCUUCCAUAGACGGAUUUUCAUAUUUUUUACUGGGGUGGUGCCAGAAAUUUUAGGGGGGUGAGCCGCGAGCAGGUGACUGAAGCAACACAAAGUGUCACCAAACCCCAGUAAGGUCUAUGUUCUAGGCGUGGAGCACUAGAGCCGCGAGUGGGAGUCUAGAGAGCAGAAAACAAAGUAUCCCUGGAAAAAUGUGAAAAAAUCAUGAUUUCUAGCUUCGAAAAAACGUUUUUUGAAGUUGUCAUAUCAAUGGAUUUGGCAUGUCCGAUUGUCUGUUGAGACUUGAGAGAGUUAAAGUUAAAUGAACCUGUAAAAGUGUAAACCCAAUAGGCCAAUACACAAUAUGCUUUAAAUUUACUUUUAUAAAAUCAUUGACAUUGUGUCGUUUGAAUCCGAGUACAAUCUAUAAUGCAACUCCGAUGCAAAUAAUAUUUGGGACGUAAAGAUUAAAUCUAGGCAAGACUAUUUCCUAAAAGAAUUAAAAACUAAAAAUAAUGUUCGUAAAAUUUCCAAACGUUCCUUGCAAGCAAGCUAUUUGCAUGACAAGGCACUGCAUGCUCUAUUCAGGGGAGAUAAUAGAGUUUCAAAACUUUACAAUUGCUCCAAUAAACCAGUGAAUGCAAGCGACGAGCGAUUAGUUUCAGAGUGCUGCACUGUCUUUUUCUGUUCGAGUGUACUCCUACGUUUAUUUUGUAUCAUCAACACUCUGCACGUUGGAGUGGAAUAUUUAAUUAUUUUUUAUUAUGCCGAAUAUUGGGGGGGGGUUGAAAAUUUUUUUGGAGGGGUGGACACUCUGUUUGGGGGGGUUAUAGAUAAUAUUGGGGUGGGGGGGGGGGUUAGCACCCCCCUGCACCCCCCACAAAAUCCGUCUAAUGCUGGCUUCUACCAAAUAAUGUAACAUAUCAUUUACACGGAAAUAUAAUUCAGAAACGUAGGCCACUUAAACUGAUUGCAUCAAAAAAACUGAACAGAUUUAAAAUUGCUCUCAAUUUCGCAAAACAGCUAUUUGUAUCUGGUUUUUUAAUAUAUAUAUAGCUUCUUUGGGUACUUAUAAUGUAAAAUAAUGAAAAAAAUUUCUCGAACUCAAAUUUUGUGAACCAGGGGGGUGUGUCUUUUCCAACAAACUAAAAAUGGCUCGCGCACAAAAUUUAAAAGCUGCAAUCAUAUUUUGAGUUAAUAGAUGGAAAAUUUGUCGCGAUUUUAAUUACUGUACAAAAUUUCAGACAAUUUGGUUUAGUUUAAGCCCCUUAACUAUUCACGCAAAGUUACAAUUUUCCCGAAAAAUCAGCUAUUUGCAUGCUUAAUUAAUGCAUUUGCCUAAUUUGCAUAUGUCAGCAAUAUGCAAAUUAGGUAAAAGCAUUAAUUAAGCAUGCGAAAGGCUGACUUUUUAGAACAAAAUGAAUAGUUAAAGGGCUUAAACUAAACCAAAUUGUCUGAAAUUUUGUACAGUAAUUAAACACCCAACAAAUUUUCAAUCUAUCAACUCAAAAUAUUAUUACAGCUUUUAAAUUUUGUGCGCGAGCCAUUUUUAGUUUGUUGGAAAAGACACCCCCCCCCCCUGGUUCACAAAAUUUGAGUUCGAGAAUUUUUUUUCAUUAUUUUACAUUAUAAGUACCCAAAGAAGCUAUAUAUGUAUAUAUAAACAGAUACAAAUAGGUGUUUUGCGAAAUUGAGAGCAAUUUCAAAUCUGUUCAGUUUUUUUUUUUAUACACCCUGUAUAGCUGGAAAGAGUAUCUUAAAAUGAGUAACAAUUGAAAGUUUGGUUGCGAAUUGUUGUAAAAUGAGGAAAGUAUAGCCCUGUGAAGUUCGCAAAUUUUGUAUAUAUUUGCAUCAGAAUAACCAUUUUUGAGCCGAAAGUGGUUAUUUUUACAAAAUUUGCAAACUUCGGACAAGGCUAUAUUUUCUUCACAGGCCUUAAAAUAUCUUUUACAGGGCCGUCUGACAAAAUGUCCGAUGACGUUGAGUUUUGGUUGGACAUAUGUUCGAUGACCUUCAGUUCAGUUUGACUCGGAAAUAAGUCUGAAUGUCACAAAUGAAUAUCAGCACAAUGUAUUGAUUCUGAACGGAAAUGUUGUGAAGAUAUUAAAUAAUUUGUGUCAUUCAUACUUAUUUCCAAGCCACAAUUAACUUGCUUGCAAGAACAGCAGCAAAACUUAAGUAAGACUUCACCAUUUCGCUUGCACGUCGCCGCCCCGUGCUCGAUUAGCUACGUUAAAACAACAUUUCCAGUUCACUUUUUAUACAAUACUCAAUAGUCUUCUGAUUUUCCAUUUAACAUACGAGCCUUACUGCUGAUUGAUUUACGUUGGACAAAGCUACAGUUCGGUCGGACACCAAUACACUCGAGUCGUACAAACAGUAAACCUCAGUUUCACUUUGGUCGGACAGAAUGUCCGGUGGUUUCCUCUCUACGUCGGACAAUUUCACGAAUGGGUCGGACAAUGUCCGUGACCAACCGAUAUUUUAAGGCCUGCUUCAUUUGGCUAAUGGCGAUGAAGCUAUAGCGAAAGGGAAAAGCCUAGACUAUGUAGACUGUACCUGAGUUAAGUUUCACAAUCAAUUCGUGCACAUGGAUUAUACAUCGAUGUAAAAGCUCUGGCGAAUUUGGGUGGGGCUGGAUGAAAAAGUCUGGCGAAAUUCGCCGUUCCGGCGAACGGCCUAAACUGAAAACCCUGAAGAUGUGAGCAUUUUGCGUGUGUAUUUUUAAUAAUGAUCAUUGCAAGUUGCAUGGAACAUAACAGUGAGCUUAAGCAAGUGACGUUUUUGACAACACUGACGGCAUGAGUAACGUCAGAAGACUGGGUCAAGGGUUGUGAUUGGUGAAAAACGUCAACUUUACUUCCAGUCGACGUCUGUGUUGUCAAAAACGCCACUUGCUUAAGCUCACUAUUGCUUGGUGUAACAUUUCUUGCAAUGCAAUCCCGAAUUCGUUUUUCUUAACUUUGCGACAGAGCUUUGCGAGACAAGUUCCGAGACAAGUUGCUUAAUGCAACAGCGCAGUCUAAGGGACAACGGACAGUCUAAGGGACCGGUCAUUAUUUUUGGGGGGGGGGGUGGUACCGAAGAGAAAAGGGUUGGGUAAACAAAAUUUUGAGUGAGUAAAAGGUUGGGUAAAUGAAAAACAAAACAACUCAAGGGUUGGGUAAUAAAAAUUUAUUGUCAUUUCCAAAGCAUGACCCACUGAAAUAUUGGAGACUGAAAAGCAAUGUCAACAGUCAUUUGUCAAUACAAUAUGUGAACCAAUCAGAGUCACUAUCUUGAUCAUAGUUUAACAAAACAAAUUGUGUUUCCAAAGAAAGUAGAUCUGCAGACAACAUGAAACUUUAGACUGCAGAAAAUUUCACAAGCCGUUAUCAAACUCAUGUCACUGAAGCGAUAAAGGACAUGUAUGACAACUGAAUGGUAUCCUUUUGUUAAGUUUUUGGCCAGGGGUGGGUAGUAGGCAAGGAAAACAUUUCUCUUCGGUGCCACCCCGCCAUAAAUAAUGACCGGUCCCUAAUAUUCAUUUCACUUUUAUUUAGUCACCACAAAACAUAUGAAGUGGAUUCCUAUUGGAAAGCAAGCUGAAAAGGUAUAAAUAACGUAUCACUUUUUCACUUCAUACAAGCCAUACAAAUAAUAUCAUUGUGCCGCACGUAACGUCACACAUAUGACGUCACGUCUAUGACGCCACAUGACGUCAUGCAUGUCUCGCACAUGACGUCAGACAUAUGACGUAACGAAUGUGACGUCACAUAUUGUUUUCAAUGUAGUUUGGUCCUGAUGGUAUCAGACCAGUUCAUGAUGAUAUCCUCAUUGCAAAAUUGAGACCUGGACAUG